Messenger RNA from Nelumbo nucifera (sacred lotus), 1051 nucleotides. It is a transcript of the gene PBF1, whose product is annotated as N-terminal nucleophile aminohydrolases (Ntn hydrolases) superfamily protein. NCBI's taxonomy places the organism in Eukaryota, Viridiplantae, Streptophyta, Magnoliopsida, Proteales, Nelumbonaceae. Gene Ontology annotation, cellular component: cytoplasm; nucleus; proteasome core complex. The record is from RefSeq and is a predicted model, not a curated record.
GAGAAAGAAACAGAGAAUAUCGAAAGGCUAAAACCAGGGUAGACAAAGAAACCCUCAUUCGUCUUCUCUCCCGACUCUCCUGAUCCAAGCCAUGGGUAUUAAGCAGCAAGCCAACUGGUCUCCGUACGACAACAAUGGAGGAACAUGUGUUGCGAUUGCAGGUGUAGAUUACUGUGUCAUAGCUGCAGAUACUCGAAUGUCGACGGGUUAUAACAUAUUAACUCGAGAUUACUCCAAAAUCUGCAAACUAGCAGACAAGUGUCUGAUGGCUUCCUCUGGAUUUCAGGCUGACGUGAAAGCUUUACAAAAAGUUUUAUCUGCUAGGCACUUGAUCUAUCAGCAUCAACACAACAAGCAGAUGAGCUGCCCUGCAAUGGCUCAGCUCCUUUCCAACACUUUAUACUACAAACGUUUCUUCCCUUAUUAUGCUUUCAAUGUCUUAGGUGGCCUUGACAAUGAAGGAAAGGGUUGUGUGUUCACGUAUGAUGCUGUUGGAUCCUAUGAGAGGGUUGGAUACAGUACUCAAGGUUCUGGUUCUACGCUGAUCAUGCCUGUCUUGGACAACAAGCUGAAGUCUCCUAGCCCUCUCUUAUUACCUGCCAAGGAUGCUGUGACCCCACUCUCGGAAUCAGAAGCAGUUGACUUGGUGAAGGAUGUUUUUGCAUCUGCAGUUGAAAGGGACAUAUACUCUGGAGACAAAUUGGAAAUAGUCGUUGUAAAAGCAGACGGUAUUCGACGAGAAUACCUGGAAAUGAGGAAAGACUGAUGUCUUCUACCACUGCUUCUGCGUCAAUGGUUGUUAUGGUAUUUCGGCCUCGGAUGUUUAUCUUUUGCUUGGAAAGCACAUACAAUUACUUGCAACAGGGAAAUGUCUUGGAUGCAGAUGCAUGUAAUUGAAACCGGGGAAUGCCUGAUGUUUUCUAUUUUUCAUUAUUAUCCUCGUAUACAUUCAGAUGUUGGUUUAUUUCAAACAAGUGAGCAGGCUGUCUUAGGAGACUUUUCGCAACCCUUUCAACUUUAUUGAGAUAGAAACCUUGAAAAUUUCUAGUUA